Molecule: messenger RNA, 1443 nt
Organism: Drosophila santomea
Lineage: Eukaryota; Metazoa; Arthropoda; Insecta; Diptera; Drosophilidae
Product: brain-specific homeobox protein
Exons: 4
Coding region: 111-1391 (426 amino acids)
Biological process (GO): regulation of DNA-templated transcription
Molecular function (GO): DNA binding; DNA-binding transcription factor activity, RNA polymerase II-specific
Source: RefSeq, a predicted model, not a curated record
AAGCGCGCGCGCGGUCCAAGGACACGUAUACAUCCCGGCUGCCUGGCUGGCAUAUCCUGGCUCCGGUCUCCAACACUGCUCCUCCUCCUCCUUAACCAACCUCCAGCGCAAUGGCAAUGCUUAAUGAGGCGAACUUGAGUCCUGCGGACGCACAUGCUCAUGCCAACGCCACCACGCCCACGCACAGCAAGGCGGCUGCGAUGUCCAGUGCGACCACAAUGCUGACCACAAAAACGCCGUUCUCCAUCGAGCACAUAUUGUUUCAAAACUUAAAUAGUGCCAGCAAUAAUAACAAUAGUAGUGAUAGCAACAGCAUCGGCGCCAACAGCAACAACUACGCUCAAAAGAGCAACAGAAGUGCGGCGAAAAGUGCCAGAAGCGGCUUUGCCAACGACAAUAAUCCGCACAAACAUCCGUCGCAACAUUCGCAUCCGCCGGCGUCCGCAUCCGCAUCUGCAUCCGCGACGGCUACUGCCCGUAGCAACCAGGCUGCGUCGGGUUAUGCUGGCGAGGAUUACGCCAAGUCCUUGCACAACACUCAUCGGUCUAACACCCAUUUACGUCAUGGGGCUUCCCACUACAACGGAGAUCAUAUUUCCCAGCAAUUGGGAUCCGGAGCGGGACCACAUCCGCCAGUGCCAACAACUCAGCCUCAGCCUCCGCCUCCGUCGACCCUGAAUGGAGGAAGUGGCGCAUCCAAUGGAGUGCUGUAUCCGAAUGCACCGUACACCGAUCACGGAUUUCUCCAAAUGACCCUCGGAUAUCUCUCCCCAUCGUCGGGCACUUACAAGUCCGUGGAUCCCUAUUUUCUAUCACAAGCCAGCCUGUUCGGGGGAGCGCCCUUCUUCGGAGCGCCUGGAUGUGUGCCGGAACUGGCCCUCGGUCUGGGAAUGGGCGUGAAUGCCCUGCGCCACUGCCGCCGGAGGAAGGCCCGCACGGUGUUCAGUGAUCCGCAACUGUCCGGCCUGGAGAAGCGGUUCGAGGGUCAGCGAUACCUCUCCACGCCGGAGCGCGUGGAGCUGGCCACCGCCUUGGGACUCAGCGAGACGCAGGUGAAGACCUGGUUCCAGAACCGCCGCAUGAAGCACAAAAAGCAGCUGCGCCGGCGCGACAAUGCCAAUGAGCCCGUCGACUUCUCACGCAGUGAACCGGGAAAGCAGCCGGGCGAAGCCACCUCCUCCUCCGGGGACUCCAAGCACGGCAAACUGAAUCCCGGAUCCGUCGGCGGCACGCCCUCUCAGCCCACAAGCGAACAGCAGCUGCAGAUGUGCCUGAUGCAGCAGGGAUACUCCACCGAUGACUACUCCGAUCUGGAGGCUGACAGUGGCGAUGAGGACAACUCCAGCGACGUGGACAUCGUCGGGGAUGCGAAACUCUACCAGUUAACAUAGAUAGUUCGAUCGGGAGGAGGACUUGGAUCCUAAAUUAGUAAAGUUUUCGGUG